AUGGAAAGAACAAGAAGUGAUGAUGUGACAGAAUCUACUGAUGCUUGGAUGGACCGUAUGGAAAGAAUGUUAGAAGCUUUAACAAAAUCAAUGAGACAACAACAAAGACAACAACCUUUGCCUCCUCCGCCUUCUUCGGUGCAUUUUGAACCGAUGAACAACGAUAUUAUCUCCUUGACUCAGAAGUUUAAUAAGAUGAAGCUACCAACCUUUUUGGGAAAAAUUGAACCAUUGAAAGCUGAGAAGUGGAUGUUAGAAAUUGAGAAAUUAUUUGAAGUGUUCCCGUGUUCUGAGACUCAAAAAGUAUUGUUGGCCACCUAUACUCUGAAGGAGGAAACUAGACGUUGGUGGAUGUUUAUCCACAAUGACAAUGGAUCUAUGGCUUGGAGCCAAUUUAAGGAAAUAUUCUACGAAAAGUACUUCCCUCAGUGCUUUAACGACCGAAAGGUAUCCAAUUUUGAACAAUUGAAGUAA
This is a messenger RNA of Camellia sinensis, 474 nucleotides long. Lineage: Eukaryota; Viridiplantae; Streptophyta; Magnoliopsida; Ericales; Theaceae. The record is from RefSeq and is a predicted model, not a curated record.